UGUUCUCUCAAAUAUUUUGUGAUUCUCUCGCAUUUGUCUUUUAUUCAAGGUUUUAUUCUUGGUUUUAUUCAAGCCUUAACGCACACAUUCAUGAAACCAAAAAUUAUUCUUUUAAAUAUUUCUCAAUUUCUGUACGGAAUUGAGCCAGGAUGGUUAAUAGUAAUGUUUUUUUUGCCGGUUAUCUUGACAUUUCUCAUAUUAUUCCAUUUAAUAUUUAUCGUUUGGUGUUGCUUGAUGUGUUGUGCUUCAAAUGAAGGUAAAUCACAACCUGUACCAAGUUGUCCUGCUGAUGAAACAGUUGUCAACAUUAAUUCGUCAUCAAACCCAAUGCAUGAUGUUCCUAGGGCAGAACAGCAGUCCAUGCAAUUCAAUAAUCAACAGAUUAGAACUACCAGAAAUAAUUUAGAUGAUUCACCACCAACUUAUGAAGAUUGCUUUAGAUAAGUUUACAAUUUGGAACGAAAUCGUCUGAAAAUCUCAUAUAAAAGAGCAUUAAACAGAAUCUCUCAGAAGAAUUGCCUUAAAUAAUCGUACACAAAUUUAACAAAUAUGAGUUUCCUAUUUCUAUUAUUUGUUAGGUUUAAUUUAUAUUCGAAUUUUACCAGUUGAUUGUAAAUAAAAUAUGCAAAAUGUUCUCUCAAAAAUUUCGCAUUUGUGUUCUAUUCAAGACAACGCCAACGCACACAUUGAUGAAAUCAAAUAUUUCUUUUAGAUAUUUCUGUACGGAAUUGAGCCAGGAUGGCUCUAGCGAUGCUUUGGACGCUUAUCUUGACAUUUCUCG
Clunio marinus is the source of this 781-nucleotide messenger RNA. The record is from the annotation of a GenBank genome assembly. Lineage: Eukaryota; Metazoa; Arthropoda; Insecta; Diptera; Chironomidae.